AUGUCGCUCUCCGCCCAAGGCUUAUUGAAGCUUCUCAACGAGAAGCAUCGCCGCUACGAGGUCUUUGAGCAGAUCUCGUUGGCCGAGGCAGCGAGCGGAGCGGCUCUCUCGUCAAGGCGUGUACUUCGCGGCUCUGUCGUCGUUCCGGAGGCGGACAAUCACAGCGCUGGUGGCGGCGGCAUCACCCGCGUAAUCCCGACUGCUACAGUGGUUGUGCGCACGCCAUCCCCGCAGCUCUUGCAGCUCCCCUGGCCUCUGUCACAGCCGCAGGCGUCGACUCCAACUCAAGCGCACGGUCGCAUGUACGUGUGCGAGCUGCCGGAGGACACGUGGAACUUGAUUUCUGCCGUCGCUGCCACGUCGGCGCCGUCGCAGCGGCAGUUUGCCUUCGCCAACGAAGCGCCGGCUUUCUGCACCUCACAAAAUCCUAGCAUUGUGGACGCCCGGGACGGCUCAACCGGAGAGAGUUCAGUGCAGGCGUCGCCAACGACUGCUACGGUAACUGCCAUAAGCACCCUUGACCACACGGACCAUACAGAGGAGGUGCGCGAGGAGCCGGAAAGUCUCAGCAACCAUGACAGGAGCGUGUCCACCUCAGGUCUAGGUCCAAGCUCGGUGGCCACAGUGGGAGGCAUUCAGCUACCACAGUUGUCUUCCCCGACAGGGCAGCGCGUCAUGGAGCUGCCCGCAUCUCCGCAGGCGCUGCAGACGGCCGGAGAGGACGUGAGGAACGCCUUGAAUGCGGCACUGGUGGGAUGCAGAGGGGCGGACGCGAACUCAACUCCGCCGCAGUCGCCGCAACGUCAAUCACCGGGCGCAGCCGCUGUCGAAGCUUCUGUAGGGAAGCAGAACAAUACCGUCGCUGUUGUACUGUGGGUUGCAGGUGAUGCUGCUACUACAGGGGCGGUCGACACCACGGACAUGGGGCAAGUGGGGGACGCUCUCUACACCUUAGCUGCGGCACCACUUGGCACGCCCUCGCUCCGCCGCGAUCCACAGCGCAUGACUUCGACCGCCACUGCCCCUCAGAAGGCUGCCUCUGCCGCAAGCACCACUGCUGAAAGCACCGAAGAUAUUGCCGGCGGCAGCACACAGCUGCCAGGGUGCCUCUGCUUCGCUGUACGCGAUAUCCAUGAGGCGGAGAGCAGCGUCACCGACAUGUUGACGCCACGAGAUCGUCGUGUGCAGAUGCUGACACUGCAACUGGAGUCAGGCGCGGCUGUCUAUGCAGCGAAAUGCCCGUCGGAUGUCUUUGUGCGUGUUGGCAGCAAUUCGCCAGGGUGUGCGCUCACGUCACCGUCGGAGAUUAGCAGUGGUGCUGUCGCUCUCUCAUCGCGCCCCUCUGCCCCGACAGUGUCCGUUUCCUUCGUAUUCCACAAAGGCGGCAUCACGCGAUGCAUGGCAGCACUGCGGCAGCACUCGCCUGGGCUCGUCUACGCGUGCCGUGGCAGCCGCAAUAACUUGUCUCUGCUCCUGCAGGAUGGUGCAAAUGGAGCUACAAGUGCCGACGGAAUCAGCACCUGGUCGCCGUCACGAAUCCGAGGUGCCUCGAAUCCAUCUGAGCUGCCGGCGUCGCACGGGGUGCACCGAUUGGGCAGCGUGCAUCUGGGGCUUCCGCUAUCACCAGCAGGGGGAAGCACAAGCAGCGCUGGCGCCCAGCCGACGCAGCCGCCAGAGGACGAGAUGCACGGCUGGCGCCAGCGGCUCUCCACCCAUGCGCUCUUCCGCAGUGGCGCCCGCGGCGUCGGCGACAUGCUCUCGAACUACACCUCCAACUCGCGCUACGAAGCCGUGGGCGGGGUCGCGCCGCACUGGCCAUCCGCGUUGACGAAGUUCGAGCAGGAGGCAGACCACACCGAUGAUCGUCGUGGCAGGGGAGACAGAAGGGUCAGCAGCGCCACACGCGCACGGGCGUCGGCGACGAACUCGCCGGACGAAGCGCAGGACUAUUCCAGCGCCUCCUCUUUUGAGGAUCUCACGGACGAGAUGACGGCCAUACGGCUUGGCGCAUGCUACUCUCCUCCACGGCCGGUCCUCCCAGUGGAUGGCGGAAGCCGCACACCAUCGCCGGUGACCGCGGCGGACUGGGAGCGCGUCUUCGACGUUCCUCCGGAGCAGCAGCGCCAUCCACACCAGCACGGGGACCUGCCGGAGAGCCACAACACACACGGUGCGACUUCGACAGCCCUGCCGCCUCAGACAAGGAGGCUGAACGCGGACCGCUAUCGUGCCUUCCGUCAAGCUGUGUACGAGCGAGGAGGGCUGAAGGACAGCAGCAUCCGCUUCGAGGUCUGGUGCUACCUACUCGGAGCCUACCGCGUAGGCUCGACCGAGGCCGAGCAAGCCGAGGCGCUCCGAAGUGGCGAGGCGCUCUACACGCGCCUCACCUCACAGUGGAAAUCGUUUCUGCCGGAGCAGGAGGCGCACUUCGCCACUUACCGGUACGCCAAGCAAUCCAUCGUGAAGGAUGUACAGAGGACCGACCGGGCGCACCCGGCCUUUCGCGAGGAUGACUCCGACAUGCUCCGCGUGCUGCAGGAGCUCUUGCUGGCGCAUGUGAUGCUGGACAUGGAUCUUGGCUACAGCCAGGGCAUGAGCGAUGUAGCGGCAGUGGUGUUGCUUGCCGCGUUACCCUCACUGCCCCCGGCACCACAUCUGUCGCCGGCGUCUGAGGCCGCCAUGUUCAUGUGCUUCCGCAAGAUACUGAGUGAGCACAUGUCGGCGAACUUUGUCAUUGAGGGGCGCACGGCGGGCGCGCCCUACGCGGCUGUGAAGGGGCUGCAGCGCAAGCUGUACCAAGCACAGGUACUGACGCGGCACUUCCAUCCGGGCUUGUACACGCAUCUCAAGAAGAACUGCAUGGCCGAUGACAUGUCAUUCUGCUUCCGCUGGAUACUCGUCUGCUUCAAGCGCGAUCUGCCGAGCAUCGAGGACACGAUGCGCUUCUGGGAUGUGCUCUUCGCUUGCCCAUACACCACGUCGUACGAGGUGGUCGUCACGGUGGCGUUACUCGGCGCGCUCGCCGCACAGAUCAUAACUCACAUACAAGCGUAUGAGACGCUCCUACAGUUCACGAACGGGCUGAGGAGUGAGAUAAGCCUUGACCAGAUUGUUGUGUGCGCACGGGCGUUCUAUGAGAACGUCUGCGUCGCCGAGACACGCGAGCUGCGCCGUCGUCUGCGUCUCCAGAACGCGGAGGCCGCCGCAAGGACAAGGGGCAGUGCGGCAACCGGCGGCGCUGGUGAGCCCCUCCCCGGCUGGUAUGUUGGCCCACACAGCAAGGCAGCGGCAGUGGCGGCGGCCGUGCCACCUGGAAAGGUCGACGACGACGACGACGAAUCCGACUACUUCCCAAGCGUCGAGGACAUGGUCGCACUGUUUCUCAAGACGGACGGACCUCUCUGA
Molecule: messenger RNA, 3405 nt
Organism: Leishmania major strain Friedlin
Lineage: Eukaryota; Euglenozoa; Kinetoplastea; Trypanosomatida; Trypanosomatidae
Exons: 1
Coding region: 1-3405 (1134 amino acids)
Biological process (GO): activation of GTPase activity
Molecular function (GO): GTPase activator activity
Source: RefSeq, a predicted model, not a curated record